GUUUUUGAUUAGAAAAGCCUAUCCACAUUUUAAAUGCUUUAUUUUUAUUCAUGUAUACUAACAAUAUUCUUCCAUUACGUCUUUUAGCUUGUCAGACCUAUAAAUCCCAAACCUUUUAUGAAAUCUUUGGUCAACAAACAAGUUGUUGUACGUUUAAAAUGGAAUAAUACCGAAUACAAGGGCUUGUUGUUAGCUGUUGAUGGCUACAUGAAUUUAAAAAUUGACGAUGCUUAUGAAUAUAUAAACGGCGAAAAUAAAGGUAGAAUUGGUGAAAUUUUUAUUCGUUGCAAUAAUGUGCUAUUUAUUGGUGAAAAGCAGGAGGAUGAAGAAGAUGAAAUUGUCCAAAAUCAUUCUCAAAAGACAGAUGAAAUUGAAAUUGAUAUUAUCAAAGAAAAACCACAAGAGCAGAAAAAUAUUAAGCUAGAAUCAAGUUCAAUUAAGACUGAUGAAGUUGAAAAAAAUAUUAAUGACAAAAAGCUUGAGCAAAAAAGUGAGACGUCUUCUAAAGAAAAAAUUAUUGUAGUAAAAAAAGAAAAAGAAAAGGAUGAAGAAGAAGAAGAAGAAGAAGAAGAAGAAGAAGAAGAAGAAGAAGA
Molecule: messenger RNA, 593 nt
Organism: Ascoidea rubescens DSM 1968
Lineage: Eukaryota; Fungi; Ascomycota; Saccharomycetes; Ascoideales; Ascoideaceae
Gene: SMX3
Product: mRNA splicing protein SMX3
Exons: 1
Biological process (GO): spliceosomal snRNP assembly; mRNA splicing, via spliceosome
Cellular component (GO): catalytic step 2 spliceosome; U1 snRNP
Molecular function (GO): RNA binding
Source: RefSeq, a predicted model, not a curated record